UCUGCUGUAGGUUAGCUCGGGAUGUGACAGUACCGAACGCAGCCGCAGUUUGUCUGGUUCCUGUAUCACUCUCAGUCAAAAUAUAUCGGGGCUCCCUGUCCGACACAGCACUUGUUAGCUGGUUAGAAAACUCAGAAACAAAAGUUACUGUAUAUAGUUAGGCUACUUUAAAUACAGAAGGAAAACACGUCACGUUAACAGGGAAUAAGCAAAAUGCCUGCAGUCUCUAAAGGGGAUGGGAUGCGUGGCCUGGCCGUGUUCAUCUCUGACAUCAGGAACUGUAAAAGUAAAGAGGCCGAGGUUAAGAGGAUAAACAAAGAACUGGCCAAUAUCCGUUCCAAAUUUAAAGGAGACAAGGCUCUGGACGGCUACAGUAAAAAAAAGUAUGUCUGCAAGCUGCUCUUUAUCUUUCUUCUGGGCCAUGAUAUCGACUUUGGACACAUGGAGGCUGUCAACCUCCUCAGCUCCAACAAGUACACAGAAAAACAAAUUGGCUACCUGUUCAUCUCCGUGCUGGUGAACUCUAACAGUGACCUGAUCAGUCUAAUCAACAACGGCAUUAAGAAUGACCUGGCCAGCCGCAACCCCACCUUCAUGAACCUGGCCCUGCACUGCAUUGCUAAUGUGGGCAGCAGAGAGAUGGCUGAAGCUUUUGCUUCUCAAAUCCCCAGCAUCUUGGUGGCAGGGGACACGAUGGACAGCGUGAAACAGAGUGCAGCCCUGUGUCUGCUACGGCUCAACAGGACCUCUCCUGACCUAGUGCCAAUGGGUGAAUGGACAGCACGAGUGGUCCAUCUGCUUAACGAUCAGCACCUGGGAGUAGUAACAGCAGCCGCCAGCCUUAUUACCACUCUAGCCCAGAAGAGUCCCGAGGACUUCAAAACCUCCAUCUCACUGGCUGUGGCCAGGCUCAGUAGGAUUGUGACUUCCGCGUCCAUCGACCUACAGGACUAUACAUACUACUUUGUUGCCGCGCCAUGGUUGUCUGUGAAAUUGCUGCGCCUGCUACAGUGCUACCCUCCACCUGAAGAUGCUGCGCUGCGAAGUCGUCUGACCGAGUGUCUGGAGACCAUCCUCAACAAAGCCCAGGAGCCACCCAAGUCCAAGAAGGUCCAGCACUCAAACGCCAAGAAUGCUGUUCUGUUCGAAGCCAUCGCCCUCAUCAUCCACCAUGACAGCGAGCCCACCCUGUUGGUACGAGCCUGCAACCAGCUGGGCCAGUUUCUGCAGCACAGGGAGACCAAUCUCCGUUAUUUGGCUUUGGAGAGCAUGUGCACACUGGCCAGCUCCGAGUUCUCCCACGAGGCGGUAAAGACGCACAUAGAUACUGUGAUCAACGCUCUAAAGACGGAGCGAGAUGUGAGUGUUCGCCAGCGGGCUGUGGAUCUGCUCUAUGCCAUGUGCGACCGCAGCAAUGCCAAGCAGAUUGUGGCAGAGAUGCUAAGCUACCUGGAGAACGCCGACUACUCAAUCCGAGAGGAGAUGGUGCUCAAGGUGGCCAUCCUGGCAGAAAAAUAUGCCGUGGACUACACAUGGUACGUGGAUACCAUUCUCAACCUCAUCCGCAUCGCCGGCGACUAUGUCAGUGAAGAGGUGUGGUACCGUGUCAUCCAGAUUGUCAUAAACCAAGAUGAUGUCCAAGGCUAUGCAGCCAAGACCGUCUUUGAGGCACUGCAGGCUCCCGCCUGCCAUGAGAACCUGGUGAAGGUGGGGGGUUACAUCCUGGGAGAGUUUGGCAACCUAAUUGCUGGCGACUCGCGCUCCAGCCCUCUGGUCCAGUUCAACCUUCUCCACUCCAAGUUCCACCUGUGCUCUGUGCCAACUCGGGCACUGUUGCUGUCGGCGUACAUCAAGUUCAUCAACUUGUUUCCAGAAGUGAAAGCCACGAUUCAAGACGUCCUGCGCUCAGACAGCCAGCUGCGCAACGCUGACGUGGAACUUCAGCAGAGAGCUAUCGAGUACCUGAGGCUCAGCUGCAUCGCCAGCACUGACAUACUGGCCACCGUCUUAGAAGAGAUGCCUCCAUUCCCAGAGAGAGAGUCGUCAAUCCUGGCCAAGCUGAAGAAGAAGAAGGGCCCAGGCAACCUGCCCGACAUCGACGAUGCCCGCUGGAAUGUCAACGGCAGCACCGAGCACGGCGAGAACACAGAAAGCACAAACAAGGGUUCCAGCCACCCCUUCACAGACCUGCUGAAUCUGAACUCCACCCCUUCAGCAGGAGCCAGCCUGCUGGUUGAUGUCUUGUCUGACAUCUCCACCCCUGCACCCAUAAAUGUGUCUGAGGACAACUUUUCCAGGUUUGUUUGUAAGAACAACGGUGUUAUCUAUGAGGACCAGCUGUUGCAGAUUGGACUGAAGGCGGAGUACAGGCAGAACCUGGGUCGUAUUUAUGUGUUCUACGGCAACAAGACCUCUACCCAGUUCCUCAGCUUCUCCUCAUCAGUGACCAGCAGCGACACGCUCAAGACUCAGCUGAAUGUCCACGCUAAGGCAGUAGACCCCACAGUAGAUGGUGGAGCUCAGCUCCAGCAGGUCGUCAACAUUGAGUGUUUGUCAGAUUUCACAGAUGCACCGGUCCUCGACAUCCAGUUCAGAUAUGGUGGAACUCUACAGAAGAUUGCAGUGAAACUCCCUGUGAUGCUGAACAAGUUUUUUCAGCCUACAGAGAUGACAUCCCAAGACUUCUUCCAACGCUGGAAACAGCUCGGAGUUCCUCAGCAAGAGGUUCAAACAAUCUUCAAAGCCCAACACCCAAUGGACACAGAUGUGACCAAUGCCAAGGUAAAUAAAACCCUACUUCUUUAAGGGAAACUGCUUAGCUUUACAUUAACCAACUGUUUGUGUGAAAAUGCACGACUUAUUUUGACCUGUAUGCUGUUUAACCACUUGACAUUCACGUCCUACAAUUUGCAGUAGGUUUUGAACUCCGUGGGAAGUUGAAACGUGACACCCGGGCGGACACGCUAAUUUCCGGCCCCUUGUUUGGCACGAUGCUAUGGCGCACGUCGCCUCAGUCGGUUAUUCCCUGCUGCAUCCAUACACGGUAAAAAUAGUGGACGUAGCAUCGGUGAUGUCACCCGUUGGUUCGUGGACUGCCGUUUGGAAGGCUAGAGUUUGCAUUUUGGCCGUCGCCAUCUUGGUAUUUUGGAGCGAGAAGUGACCAUAUUUGGACAAAAGGGCGGAGCUGGAGAGGAUGACACGGCUAAGCAUUGUGUAUGGUUUUAAUGGCGCUGUGCUAAGAUAAACACUAAAGAGGGCAAGUCGCCCGUUUUCAGACCAAAAAGUCAUCCAGCAGAGUUUUACUGGUACUGUUGCUGUUCGUCAGAAUGUACGGCAGUACACAGAGCUGGUUGAAAAUCUGCAAACUUUCUCUUAAGUUACCAGCUAACGCUAGCUAGCUAGCUAGCUUGAUGGGGGCUGUUGAACGUCAAAAAGUAACGUUACCUGAAAACAGCGUGUACUUUCUCUUUAACGUCUCACAUCACACUUUCAGUCACUAUGACCACUAUUACGGUCAGAAACAUUGUGCCAAAAUAUGAACACUAACGUCGCUGUCAACGGGCUUAUUUGCUAAUCUUAGCUACCGACUGUUACCUUGAAACCAUCCAGCAAAUAGACGGUACCGUAGGGUGCCGUUACCUGAAACCGGUGAUUUAACAUCACUGCUCAUUUUACACACAUUUCAAAAGCAAAACAAAACGCUGAGUGAACAUUACUAGCUAUGUUUUCCGUGCAGCGGGGAGUCAGAGGCACCGUCACCGCAGCGUUUGCUAACGUUAGAUUCUUGUCUCAUCUGGGGUCUGAUAAACAGUAAAUUCAUCAAAUUCAGUGUCCACAAUAAUCUUUUCCAAUAAACUGUAGCUGUCAUAUUUCACGGGACCCACGCGAGUGCGGAUUUCAUGUCGCGGCUUUCGUUGCUGUUUGUCACUUUGCCUAAGACUGAGCGACAUGUGUACUUGCCCUGCUGUUUGGUUGCCAUGACUUGGCGAGUGAUGACGUCCUGACACUGUUCCAGUUGCUCACCCUAAAGGGGAGAGAGAGCGGAUGACAGUUCGCUUGAGUUCAGUAGAGCACACGGCGCUGCAGAGUUGUGUAAUUACGACUUCAUGACUUUUCAGAAACAGCUGAAGGAGCGGCGGUGCGCGGUGGACAUAGCGCAAACUCUGUUGCGCGUCUGCCCUAUUUCUGAUAGUGUGGCGGCAGACAUUUUGCUGUGGCGAGCCACCACGGCAAAAUCAACAUAGAGGAAACACUGGACUCUACGGAUGCAGCAGGGAGUUACAGACGGAGGUGACGCACGUUAUAGCAUCGUGCCAAAAAAAGGGGUCUGGACAGACAUGGGCGUAAACUGCAUCUUAACUUAGUCAUACAACAGCAAGGCGUUCAUUCUAUAUA
This is a messenger RNA of Perca fluviatilis (European perch), 4395 nucleotides long. Its product is annotated as AP-2 complex subunit alpha-2-like. The transcript is spliced from 20 exons. Gene Ontology annotation, biological process: clathrin-dependent endocytosis; intracellular protein transport. The record is from RefSeq and is a predicted model, not a curated record. Gene Ontology annotation, cellular component: membrane coat; AP-2 adaptor complex. The coding region runs from base 214 to 2805 and encodes 863 amino acids. NCBI's taxonomy places the organism in Eukaryota, Metazoa, Chordata, Actinopteri, Perciformes, Percidae. Gene Ontology annotation, molecular function: clathrin-cargo adaptor activity.